AUGGCGGGCAUCGAGGGGAAGGUCUCUCCUCCAAAGGAACGCGCGGGGGGUCUGCUUUUCCUGUGCGGUAUGCUUCGCUUAGUGCUGUUCGCAAUCGCGUGGGCGUGCGUGUUCGCGUUCGUCUUCUGGACUGUGGUUUUUAACCUGCCCAAGUGGUCAUGGGCUUACCAGGAGGGCGACUUGUGGCAGGACAUGCGGACUGCCCUCAACCUCAAGAACCAUAUGAUGGAAUCAGGGCACUUUGUUGUGGCUGGCUACGACGCCCAGAUGGUGAUUCUCGGCGUGCUGCCCCCCUUUGUUGCCGCGGUCUGCGUUUCUCUCGCCCGGCUGCUCCCGAAGAAAGAGAAGACGCGGGCAGACUACAAAAUCAUGGUCCUUGGACAAGCCGCCCAUGAGGGAGUCGAGUGGGUCCGGCGCAGUUUUGUCUGGCAGAUCCCCCCCCGCCGCUUUUGGCUCUGGUGGUCAUCUGGCAUGUCAUUGGGCGAAUUCCUAUUGGUGUUUGGCUGGAUUGCGCUCCACUUCAUCUGCUUAUGGAGCCACAAGAUCAACAGCUGGGGUCAAUUCGACGCUUGGGACGAACUAGGUCUGUACUACAACGUACCCAAAAGCGUGUACGCCCUCGAUAAGAUCGCCAUUGCCUGGGGCUGGAUUCUGUACCUGGAUUUCACGCUCCUGUUCUUCCCGAUCUCCCACAGCUCGUUUCUGAACUACAUGUUGGGCAUCCCGUUCCCGCACCUCGUCCGCUACCACAGAUGGCUGGGCCAUAUGGCUAUGUGGUCUUUGACUGCGCACGCUCUGUUCUACUAUCUCUAUUGGACAGCCAAUCCCGAAAUCAACUUCGUGCACGAGUUCUUCGACUGGGGCCAGCGCUACUUCAUCAAUCUCUUGGCCGGCUCCAUCUCCUGGAUUUUCGGCCUCGCGCUCUGGAUCACUUCCCUCGACUGGAUCCGUCGCAAGUACUUUGAGCUCUUUUACAAAACACAUAUCGUCGGAUUCGUGGGCUUAGUGGUUUUCGCCCAGAUGCACUACUACUGGAUGUGGACCUGCUGGCUCCCAGGUCUGCUCCUCUACGCGGCCGACCUGGCGGUCCGGCUUUGCCAGAUCCAGAACACGUCGACAGCGAUCGCCAAGGGCGUCUGUGAGGAGGACUCAGUCGUCAUGAUCAAGCUGUCGGUUGACAAGAACAUAAAGCUGGCCCCACUCCAAGACAUCUUUGUGGCCUUCCCCGACAUCAGUCGCUGGCAGUACCACCCGUUCAGCAUCGCGAAGGCCGAAACCUCGUCCGCUUGUCCGAUGGAGGGCAGCAGUAAGGAGAUACUGCUGAGCAUGAAGCGUUACGGAAAGUGGACGUCGGAAGUCAUUGACCGCUUAAAGAACGGAGAGGUACUCGCGGUGCGGCUCAGCGGCCCGUUCGGAGGCGAGACCUCCUUCCAGUGGCGCAAAUACGACGUCGUCCACCUCUACGCUGGCGGAAUCGGGGUCGUCCCGCUCAUCUCCCUCCUGCAAGACAUGCUGUCCGCGCGCGCGGCUGGUUCGCCGGAUGACGUACCUGAGCGGGUGGUCCUGUACUGGUCGGCCCGCCACAAGGCGGAGUUCCACCUCCUAACCAAGGACAUGGCUGCUGCAAUACAGGAGGGUUGGCUCACCAUCCGUCUGUUCUACACCGGCAACGAGUCGAAGGAACAGACGGCCAAGCCAAGCUUCAAAAGCUCCAAGGUCGACUUCGACAUGGGUUCUGUCUUAAACGAGAGGAACGGUGUCGAUGUCGGAAACUUCAAUAGCGCCCCGGCUGAAGGCCCGCGCGCUGACGUCAAGCUUCCGGGAGCAUCCAGCUUCUUUUGGGAUUACGCCAGGCCGAUCCAGCCCAAGUCCUUCAACGAGCUCGAGGCGCUCCUCGUCAUCCUGACGACGUGGGUCGGCGGCUGGUGUGGACUCGUCCUCUGCCAGAGCUUCUUUGCGGAGUAUGUGGAGACCUUCUACACGGAGUCGAAGUACUGGAAGGCGGGUCUAUUUUACACAGUUCUGCUCUCCGUCAUGUCAAUCGGGCUGCCAGUGGCUGUGGUCCUUUUCCCCAGGCACCUCUACAGGUAUUUGCGCUACAGAAGGGAAGACGUCAUCCAAGCGUCACAGCUGGCGUCCGCUGAGGACGUGUACGAGAGCCCCGACCACCCGUCCGUCUCUGCCACGAGCGUCAGCUUCAAUGAGCUGGGCCUGGAGGUCAACGUCGAGCAGGGGCGCCCCGACCUCAAGAGUGCCCUCGAGAGCAUCGUCACAAAUGAGAACGCUUCGAUGAGAGUCGCCGUUUGCUGCGCCGGCCCCGAAGUAAUGAUGAACAACUGCUCGAACCUGGUGUCUCAACUCAACGGCAAUGAUAAGGGAGUGUAUCUUCAGUAUCAUCGCCUUGCCUACCAGCUCCUUGAGGACAAUGAGGCCCUGAGAUCAGAAGGUGGCCGCUACGCAUGGUGUAAGAAAGCUGCUCUUGGUAGAGCUUUAGGAAGGCUGUUUUGA
Klebsormidium nitens is the source of this 2508-nucleotide messenger RNA. NCBI's taxonomy places the organism in Eukaryota, Viridiplantae, Streptophyta, Klebsormidiophyceae, Klebsormidiales, Klebsormidiaceae. The record is from the annotation of a GenBank genome assembly.